This is a messenger RNA of Episyrphus balteatus (marmalade hoverfly), 1920 nucleotides long. RefSeq names its product zinc finger protein 3 homolog. Gene Ontology annotation, molecular function: zinc ion binding. The record is from RefSeq and is a predicted model, not a curated record. NCBI's taxonomy places the organism in Eukaryota, Metazoa, Arthropoda, Insecta, Diptera, Syrphidae. The transcript is spliced from 4 exons. Bases 187 to 1893 code for a protein of 568 amino acids. Gene Ontology annotation, cellular component: nucleus.
UCAGCACAAUUUUUCACACAAGCCGUUUUUCAUUUUUCUUUCGUUCAGGGCCUAUGUGAUUUGGGUUAAAAUUUUUUAAAGACUUUGGACGCGUGCUUUUUCUACUUUUCGAGCGUUGAACAUAUUUCUAGCUUGGAAUAUAAUUUUUUUUUCACACCAUUUGAAUUUGUAAACAAAACAAAAAAAAUGGACUGCAGUUUGGAACUGGAUCCUUCAAACGUUUGUCGUGUAUGUCUAGAGCCACAAGAGAAUCCAUUGUCCAUUUUUACAAAGCACAUAAUCGAAGGAAGCAUCCGAACGCUUCCCGAAAUUAUUUUAUCUUGUUUUCAAGUUGAUGUUACUUCGAAUCCAAAUUUACCAAAACAUAUUUGCGAAUCAUGCAAAUCUUCAAUUAUUCAAUUCUUCAAGUUCAAAGAGAACGUUGUCCGAACAGAAAAACUACUAACUGAUAUUUUCAAAACGGACAACGAAGUUGUUCUAAAGGAAGAAGACUUUGAUGUUGAGGAACAUCUUAGCGAUGCCGCGCCCGACAACACUUCGGUUGACAUCGAAGCUGAACCUGAAACUGUUGUCGAAUAUGAAGAUCAAUAUGUCGAAGAAAUCCAACUGGAUAAUGUAAGUAAUGAACCCGAAUUUAAGAUUCUAGAUGUCGGAGAAGAUUCUCAGUUUAAAACACAAGAUGAAGAAGAAGAAGUUUAUGAAUUGGAAAAUGCCACAAGUCCAGGAAAACAAGAAGAAGAAGAUGACAAUGAAAAUGAACUCACAAAUAUGGAGUUUAUUGACGAUGCAACAACAACUUUUGGAGAAUUUAACGAUGAAACUUAUUUGGAAGAAGCUGAGCAAUCUAACGAUGAAACAACUGUGAUUAUUCAGAAAGAAGUCGAUGAGAAUAGUUAUGAAGAAGAACCGGCUCCAAAGAAGCGACGUUAUCGCAAAGCUAAUAAAGACGGUGAACAAAAAUCGACUCUCACUUUGAUGUGCAAAAUCUGUAAUAAACGUAUACAAAGUGAUGAUGAAAAUCAUGACCAAUUGCAUGAUUACUAUGCAAUGAUUGUUGCCGCCGAAUCUGUUUUACAAUGUUUCCGAUGUUCACAUGUUUUCAUAUGUGCCGAUGAACUUAAAUCACAUUUGCUUGAUUUUCAUUAUGAAAAUAAUGAAGAGGAUGAAGAUGUAUUUAAUGAUUUGCAACUAUUGGAUGAAGAUACAAAACAAGCAUUUUGGGUAUGUGGUAGUUGUAAUGCGGAUUUUGCUAGCAUCAGUGAUCUCAAAAUGCACAUGGUUACACAUAUGACAAAAUUGGGUUGUCCAGUUGAUGAAUGUGGUUUUGAGUAUUCAAAUUUUCAUUAUUUUUAUCAACAUAUUAAGAGAAAUCACUUGUCAACGAAAUUGCUUUCGUGUAAAUAUUGUGGAAAAGAGGAUGUUCCAGAUUUUAGGAGUUUGCAAAAUCAUUAUAGACAAGAGUGCUCAGCAAAGAUGUAUAAAUGUGAAUUUUGUAGUCGCACAUUUUUCACUGACAAAUCAUGGAAAACCCACGUUGAAAUUCGGCAUAUUGAGAAAAAAUUUGUUUGUGAAUUAUGUGGCAAAUCAUUUGCACAAAUAACAGAAUUGAAAAUUCACACGAGAAUGCAUACUGGUGAGCGACCAUUUGAAUGUACAAUCUGCAAGAAAGCAUACAAAACGGCCAGUGGACGUGCUGCUCAUAUGGAUUCGCAUUCGAAUAAUGUAUUUCCGUGUGACAUAUGUGGAAAGCAAAUGAACUCUCGGCGAAACCUUGUUACUCAUAUUCGCAGACACACUGAAGAAAAGAGGCUUAAAUGCGAAGUAUGUGGCAAGAGGUUCUUUACAAAAUAUCAUUUGAAUUUACAUGCCUCAAAACUACAUAACAAAAGUUGAUCAAAUGUUUCCGAACAUGUAUUAUUU